CCUCCUCCUCAGUCAGUCAUCAUCCCAGCAGGAAAGAAAAUCAAAGAGUGCUUUAACCUCUGUUCAUAAAAUGCCAUUACUUGAUACAGCAGGAUAAGUUCUUUAUCGAUAAGAAAGAUAACCCAACUGUCACGUUGGAUUUGCACAUAUCUGAAACAAUCAGAUUGCUACCACUUCCUGUUCAACCAUUUAAAUGCAUUUUUUAGCUUUUCAAAAUGUGACUCAUUAGGAGGGGGAGAAAAGUGCUCAGCUUUGAAAGAGGGGAAGUCCUGGUAGAGAGAGGAACUAAAGAAUUCUGUAGAAACCACUGCUCCACGCAUUCACCAUCUUGUUCAUUUCCGCCUUGGUUCUACGGCUUGGGAGGCAUGUCAUUUUGAGGGGACCCUCAAGCUGGUUAGUCAGACAACUCCUGUGCAAAUAAGAAAUGGACGACUUAGAUGCUUUGUUGGCAGAACUGGAGAACACUUCAUUGAGUCUGAAUGUGAGUGAUACAGAACCAGCAAAAGUUUGCAUUCUUCUGGAACGUGACAAAAAAGAGAAACCAGCAACAGUACCAGGAGCGACCAAUGCUGCUCAACAAAAGAAGCAGAUUCCUGAAGCCCCAAAGGUACUAUCAGGACGUGGGAUUCAACGUAGAGAGGAAGAUGUGGAUAAUAUUUACAGCAAGGUCCCCCCUCCACAGCCGGUGUACUCUUUAGCUUCGUCCACCUCAACUGCUCAGCAGCUAGAUGACCUUUUGGCUUCCCUGGGGACACUUCAGUCUAAGCUUUCAGAAGAAGAUUUUGGACAGCCAUCUUCAGCAGAGCAGAAAACCACAGAUAAUCUUGAUAGUAUGCUGAAGGGCCUGACACAUGAUUUGCAGGACCUUGGUAUUGCCACUGUACCCAAAGGCCACUGUGCUUCUUGUCACAAGCCCAUUGCUGGAAAGGUAAUUACAGCACUGGGAAAGACAUGGCACCCGGAACAUUUCCUCUGUGACCACUGUGGAAAAGAAGUGGGCUCCAGUCCUUUCUAUGAACGAGAAGGCAAGGCCUACUGCCAAGAAGACUAUCAUCAGCUCUUCUCCCCUCGCUGUGCUUACUGUUCUGCACCCAUCCAAGAGAAAGUCCUCACAGCCAUGGAUCGGACCUGGCAUCCUGAGCAUUUCUUUUGUGCCCACUGUGGGAAAGUGUUUGGCAAUGCAGGUUUCCAUGAGAAGAAUGGGAAACCAUACUGCCAAAAAGACUUCCUGACCCUUUUCUCUCCCAAGUGCAGAGGUUGUGAUCGGCCUGUCAUGGACCAGUAUUUGUCAGCUCUGAAUGCUGUCUGGCACCCAGAGUGUUUUGUGUGUGGAGACUGUUUCUGCAGUUUUGAGAAUGGCUCCUUCUUUGAAUUAAAUGGUCGUCCAUACUGUGAGCUUCACUUCCACCAUCACCAGGGAACUGUGUGCCACGGUUGUGGGAAGCCCAUUGUUGGCCGUUGUGUUAGUGCCAUGGGGUAUAAGUUCCACCCAGAGCACUUUGUCUGUGCUUUCUGCCUUACCCAGUUGCACAAUGGCAUCUUCCAGGAGCAGAAUGGCAAAACCUACUGUAAUCCUUGUUUUAACAAACUUUUUGCUUAACUGGGCAAUUUGAGCAACUCAAUACUUUCUCAAGCCUCCCCCUCCCCCACUUUCUCUAGAAAGUGGAAUAAAAUCCUAUUGAAUUUAA
Anolis sagrei ordinatus is the source of this 1688-nucleotide messenger RNA. It is a transcript of the gene LPXN, whose product is annotated as leupaxin. NCBI's taxonomy places the organism in Eukaryota, Metazoa, Chordata, Lepidosauria, Squamata, Anolidae. The record is from RefSeq and is a predicted model, not a curated record.